AUGGCUCCCCUCAAUGUGGUCACCAAAUCCUCGAGCGUUGACGAUGAAAAGAUGGUGCUCGAGCACGAUGAGGUCGGAUCCCCCGUCGGAGUCCCCUUCUCGAAGGCUGACGAGAGGCGAUUGAUCCGCAAAGUACGUCGCGUCUUCCUUGUUGCUUCAACAACAAUGAGUCAUGCUGACAGCAUCCAUAAUUGCGCCUCUACCAGAUUGACUGGAAGAUUGUGCCGUUCCUAUCGUACGUCUGCUCUGGCAUAGGGGUCUAUUCCCGGCCUCCGCGCUCGUCUGCCAAAUCCUCCGAGUUGCAGGGCUGCCGGCACGCUCGGCCCGUGGUUGCCACUCGACCCCGGGCCUACUGGUGCCCGCCCGUACGCACCUAUCAGCUGCAAUUGCUCAGACCUCGAGCAGGUCACCGUGACGAUUCCGCGCGAAGUGACUAUCGCCCACCUUAUGAUUCGUCGGCAAAUUCGGCACGCCGGCACGGCCGCGUUGAACCCUCACAUCAAUUCGGGCUCCCUUUCGUUCGGCUCCCCCACGCGGCGCGCGUCUAGCAGUCGCCACACAUCCGCGGCGCACGCCACUGCAUGUCGCGGCCUAUCCAGAAGAUGGCUGAUCACGUUUGUACUCUUUUCGCAGCCUCCUGUACUUGAUGUCGUUCUUGGACCGCGUCAACAUGUGAGUCUCUUCUACAUGAUCGUCUGUUACCGAGGGCCCUAACCGAUGCAGUCGAGGUCAAAGUUUGCUGCACCUGGCUAACUCGGUCCGUCUUCUGUCACUGAUCGUGAAACCACAGUGGCCAGGCUCGACGUGAGUGAACGAACAUAGACUAUUUCCACUUGGUUGCGACGUGUCUGAUCACGUCCCGUCCCCUCCUCGGCCGCGCGCAGUGAGUGGUCUUGAAAAGGAGCUCAAGAUGAGCGGCUCUCAAUAUUCGAUCGCCUUGCUCGUCUUCUUCGUGUCUUAGUAAGUUGAUGCUGAAAAGUCUGCGGUCCUAUUCGAUUGGUGUACCAUGCCGUUCCGUGUAGCUGACCGUCUGUCCUGAUCGCAACCGCUGCCGGCAUCUUGUCACAGUGUCUUCUUUGAAACCCCUGCCGUCAUCUUCGUUCGUCGCCUGAGACCCUCGCGUCUCUUGCCCGCUGCAAUGCUUGUUUGGGCUAUUGUCAUGACCUUGAUGGGUGUCGUCACGAGCUUUACCGGUCUCGUCGUGGCACGAUUCUUCCUUGGGAUGGCGGAAGCUCCACUCUUCCCCGCCGCCUGCUUCUACCUGACAUCAUGGUACAAGAGGAAGGAGCAGUCGAGUAAGUUUUACAUCUCGAUGUUCACCGGUUUCAGGCGUACUGAUGCCUCUCUUGAUCUCUCAGUUCGCAUCAGUAUCUUCUUCUCUGCCGCCACACUCGCCGGUGCCUUUGGUGGCUUGAUCGCGUAAGCCCCUGUUAUCGCCCGCCCACGACGACGCCCGAGUAGCAGAUCUGACUCUUCUCGUAUCUGCCUUCUUCAGCCACGGGCUUGCUCAAAUGGAUGGCCUCGGUGGCUACGCCGGUUGGCGCUGGAUCUUCAUCGUAAGCGUCCCCACUGUUUCACGGCCCACUGGCAUAGCCUCUUUGCUAACUCGUAGAAUAUUUGAUCCGAUCGUAGAUCGAGGGCAUCAUCACCUUCGUCAUCGCUUGCGCUGCUCCCUUCGUCAUGACCGAUUUCCCCGAGGAGGCCAAAUUUUUGUCUCUCGAAGAGCAACAAGAAGUCCUCCGUCGCUUAAAAGCCGAUCGUGGACCGACGCUGCAGACCGAGUUUUCGUGGGCCCAGGUCCGUGUCGCAUUUAAAGACUGGAAGACUUACUGUUUCACCUUGAUCUACAUCGUGAGUAGUUUGGGCAUACUGAGAGUGUCUUUCUUGGCGGAUGCUCAUGGAACUGUCUCGCCCACUACUUGAUAUUGUGAUUCCGCAUCGACAGGGUGUUGCCGAGCCGUUCUACUCGCUCUCCUUGUUCACUCCGACCAUCAUCGCCGCGCUUGGCACCUACAGCAAGUCGCAAGCAUCGCUCUUGUCAACCCCUCCUUUCUUUUUGGGCUUCCUCACCACCAUCAUCAGUGAGUCCGCCAGCAUGGAAUUCUCUCCGCCAUGCAAAUGAGCUCAAUGGCAUCGAUCUUGACCGUACUCAGGCGCUCUCUACUCGGAUCGACUUGGCCACCGCGGCUUCUUCAACGUCUUCUGGCUGUCGAUCGUAGUCAUUGGCUUCAUUCUCUUGCUCGUCCUCAACCCCGUCCACAGCCCCAAGGUCGCCUACUUCUCGCUGUUCCUUUGCGUCGGUGGUCUUUGCCCUUGCGUGAGUCUCCGUGUCUUGCUCUCCCGCUUGUCAUCGCACAAACGACGGACCAAUGGAAUGACACGGAUCCUCAUCUUCGUGUUCCAUUCCCUUGACCAUCAAACAGAUCGCGAACUCGAUUGCUUGGAUCGUGAGUCGAUUAUAUCAUUACCGUUCCCGGCGAUGUGCAAAAUCCUGAUUCGAGUUUUGUUCCACUUAAGGGGAACAACUUCCCUAACCGUACCAAGCGUUCGGCGGCGAUGGGCUUAUUCUUCAGUGUCGGAAAGUAGGUAAUAGGUUGUCCUCUUUUCGAUCGAGAUCUACCAAUAUUGACUCCUUCCCUGUCUCUUAGCUCGGGGGGUAUCGUAUCGUCGGUCGUCUACUUCAAGCAGGACGCUCCCCGCUUCAUUCGCGGCCAAAGCGUCGGUCUCGGCUUCACCCUGAUGGCCCUCUUCCUCUCCCUGGGUUUGACCCUUCACCUCGGUAACGAGAACCGUGCCAAGGACGCCAAGUACGGUCCUGUUCAAGAGGGCGAUGAGGACUUUGAGCAGUUGCCGCUGGAUCUGCAACGCGCGCGUACCCAGGCUUGGGGCCUUGAAGGCGUCGCGCCUCAGCAAUUGAGUGACCUUGCUGAAGAGUGAGUUUGGAAGUGAUAUGGUCCUUACUGUUCGCACAUGAGCUGACUCGUGUCUUCUUUACAGCCACCCCGCGUUCCGUUACGUCACGUAA
Microbotryum saponariae is the source of this 3025-nucleotide messenger RNA. Lineage: Eukaryota; Fungi; Basidiomycota; Microbotryomycetes; Microbotryales; Microbotryaceae. The record is from the annotation of a GenBank genome assembly.